Molecule: messenger RNA, 501 nt
Organism: Penicillium egyptiacum
Lineage: Eukaryota; Fungi; Ascomycota; Eurotiomycetes; Eurotiales; Aspergillaceae
Source: the annotation of a GenBank genome assembly
AUGGCAGCUCUGGGUGAUCGCGUGAUGCCGCUCUCCUUAACCGAGCUGACAGCUCCCGCCGAGGAGGACAACCGGAUGAAAAGGUGCGGGGCCUACUCUAUACGAAGGGCGGAGAAAAGACAACUUGAAAUAUUGGAGAAGGAGGGGAGACGGUCAAAAAGAUCAGACAAGAGAGACAAGAAGAGUCGGUGGAACGAGCGCAAGGUAGAUGACGAGAUCGCGGACUUGCAACGCGAUGUGCAUGAUAUGAAGGAAAGAAUGCAAUACUCGGACACAAGACAGCCGAAUCAAGCAAGAACUGGCCGCGAAUUGCAGCGAGAGUUAAAGGGGUCGGAGAGGAAAUUGGCCCAGCUGGAGAAAGACAGAGAAUACAAUGCGUCUCGGACAAGCGGCAAAGAAGAAAGAAGGCAAGCUAGACGAGAUGGGAAGAAAGUGAAAAAGGUCAAGAAGCUCCACUGUCUAGGCGAUGAGGAGCACGACCUGGACUGGGAAGAUGAAUAA